Messenger RNA from Aspergillus calidoustus, 900 nucleotides. The record is from the annotation of a GenBank genome assembly. Lineage: Eukaryota; Fungi; Ascomycota; Eurotiomycetes; Eurotiales; Aspergillaceae.
AUGUCUGUCGCUGGAAGUUCAAGGCUUCGCCAUACCGACUACAAGGUCGGCUGGGUCUGCAUCCUAGAAGUCGAACUCGUUGCCGCCAUCUCCAUGCUCGACAGAGAACACGGGCGCCUCCCAAGCCAGCCCAACGACCCCGUCGUAUACACCCUCGGCCAGAUCGGCGACCAUAAUAUUGUCAUCGCCUAUCCGCUCCGUGCCGGAAAUAGGCCCGCACAGAUUCUCAUUAACAAUAUGCGACGAUCGUUUCCCAGUGUUCAAAUCGCGCUCCUUGUUGGAAUCGGCGGUGGUGUCCCCUUUCCGCUGCGGACGGACGCAGGCGAUAUUCGUCUCGGCGAUGUCAUUGUUGGGAGAUCCAAUGACCAUUCGUCGGCAGUGGUGCAUUAUGACAGUUCUGAGAGGCUGAGUCCAGGUUCCAUCGCACCUCCUCCACCAGAGUUGCUGGAGGCUGCGGAGAUCGCCAUGCAACGGGCAGUGCAGUAUAACACCAUCAAGGCCAAUUAUGCCCGGGUUAGCAAGUCUCUCCCACGUCUGAAGGGAUUCGGAUACCCAGAGCCUGCAAACGACAAGCUUUACCAACCGCAGAAUCCCAACUUGAUCCUUCAACGGCCUCAGGAUCCUCGAGACCAGGGUGCUCAUCCAGUGAUCCACUGGGGGAAGAUUGCGUCUGGGGAUAAAGUGAUGAAGAACGCUCUGCACAGAGACCUGUUGGCGCAGCAGCAUGAGAUUGUAUGCUUUGAGAUGGAGGCGGCCGGGGUAACGACAAAACUGCCGUGCCUUGUAAUUCGGGGUGUCUCGGAUUAUUGCGAUUCGCAUAAGAACGAUAUGUGGCAGGGCUAUGCAGCCACCGUUGCAGCUGGGUUUGCGAGGGAGGUCUGUCUGUCCUAUCGGAGGUGA